Molecule: messenger RNA, 1029 nt
Organism: Pieris macdunnoughi
Lineage: Eukaryota; Metazoa; Arthropoda; Insecta; Lepidoptera; Pieridae
Source: the annotation of a GenBank genome assembly
AUGGCGCCAUGGCGUGAGUUACCUUAUGAAAUCCGCGAUGUGUCGCCAGAAGAGGAUAAAAUUAUCAAGAAGUGUUUGAUUGGUUACACAAAGAAAUUCAUCAAAUGUGGCAAGACUGGGUAUGUGAUGCCCGCUGCAUUUAAAAAGCACGCUGAAUACAUAUACAACUUCAAGGUCCGGCCAGAUGAUAUUUGGGUCGUUACUUAUCCUAGAUCAGGAACAACAUGGACUCAAGAAAUGGUGUGGUUAUUGGAAAAUGGAUUGGACUUCGAAGCAUCGAAAAAAUCGCCCCUGUAUGAACGGUUUCCUAUGUUAGAAUUAACAUCACAAAUUCCGAAGGUGGCGUUCGAGCUGAUUAAGAUAAACUUCAUGAAUCUAGCAAAUUUUCAAGGUUUGAACAAGGCGGUGAAGCGGCCGAGUUGGAAGGAUAUAGAUGAGGCACCAUCACCUAGAUUAAUCAAAACCCACCUCCCAUUAUCGUUACUCCCACCAGAUCUAUUGAAGGCAAGAGUCAUCUAUGUUGCCAGAGAUCCGAGAGAUGUUGUGGUAUCAAAUUAUUACCUUCAUAAAAUGAUUACAAAGAGUUUGAUGAAAGGAUCGUUUAUACAAUUUUGGGAGGCGUUUCGGCGGGAUUUACUACCUGGAAUGCCAAUUAUAUCUCACACAAACGAAGCCUGGAAACAGAGACAUCAUCCGAAUCUCCAUUUUUUGUUUUAUGAAGACAUGCUACAGGAUCUACCAAUGAGCAUACGUGGCGUCAGUGAAUUUCUACAAAGGAGUGUAACCGAAGAACAAGUGAAGAAGCUUGCAGAACAUUUAACGUUUAAAAAUCUUAAGAAGAACAAAAAUGUUAAUAAUUCAACUGACAGUGACAUACAAUUUAUUAGAAAAGGUGAAUCCGGUGGGUGGAAAACACAUUUCGAUGCGAAAAUGGAACUACAGGCUGAAGAAUUUAUGAUUGAAAGACUAAAAGGUCAAUCUUUGAAAUACCCAACAUAUGUUGUAGACGACGAAUGUUCCAGAUUGUAA